AUGGAGGCCAGCAUUCAGCGGUUAGAGUUUGAGGACUUCCCGGGCCGCACCCUGACGGUGCUGCUGUUCAAGGAUGUGACCAACAGCAAAGAGCUGCGGGAGCUAGUGAUGAGCGGCGCGCUGCAGCCCGAGUGCAGCCUAGCCAACGCCGAGCUGGUGCCGUCCCUGCUCGUGCUGCGGGUGGCGGCGUUCAAGGCGCUGCUGGCGCAGCAGCGCGGCGCGCUGCGCACCAAGUCGCUGCAUGCAGAGGUGGUGUUCAAUCUGGCGGGGUCCAAGCACAUCCCCCAUCCCCUAGAUCGCUUUGGCAUCAACCCCGGCUGCCGGCACCUGCUGGCCGCACCCUUCGACGCCUCGCCUGAGGAGGAGGCGCAGCUCCAGGGGCUGAUCGCGGGCGCCCCCACCCCGCUGGCGGAGCUGCCCCUGCUCACCGACCAGCAGCUGCUCAUCAAGCACCUGAAGGUGACACCAGAGGAGCUGCUGGUGGGCAGUCUGGCAGACGCGAUGCUCAUGCGCAGCGCGGGCCGGGACUGCUAG
Messenger RNA from Chlorella variabilis, 534 nucleotides. RefSeq lists its product as hypothetical. The transcript has 3 exons. The coding region runs from base 1 to 534 and encodes 177 amino acids. Gene Ontology annotation, cellular component: nucleus; EKC/KEOPS complex; cytosol. Gene Ontology annotation, biological process: tRNA threonylcarbamoyladenosine modification; telomere maintenance via recombination. Lineage: Eukaryota; Viridiplantae; Chlorophyta; Trebouxiophyceae; Chlorellales; Chlorellaceae. The record is from RefSeq and is a predicted model, not a curated record.